GGUACGGAUAUAAUCAGCAGCUCGGCUGGUUGCACAAAUAUGGAUUUCGGUGGCUAUCCGGUUGGUUGGUGUUCCGUGUUGUUGGUUUUUAGUUGCUGUGGGCUUCUGCCACGUCACCUGAAAAAGCUGCUUGAGUGACAUCCAACCGCUCACAAUUUAUUUUGGCUGGAGCAUCAGACUUGGAUCUUGCUUCACUUCAGCGCGAUUGCCCAAGCAGACAGCCGCAUUUUUCACCGCCUAUUCAUUCCAAACAAUACAUGUACCUCACAAAACACACAGCCGCGAACCAGCACAACAAUUAUUCAAACAAAGCAAGGAAGCAGAGCAGAUCCUCUCUACAAUGAAAACAGUGUUUCCACUCUCCCUGUUGCCGCUUCUGGCGUUCACUGGCGCUCAAGAUUGCUCCAACUUUCAAGCUCUUCAUUCGUUUCAGCCUGGCGUUGAACUGGAAUGGGUCGUUACCGUGGACGAUGAGAGCCCCACCGGAGGUCUCUUUCGCGCUCAAGUGACCUACGAAGGUCUAGGAUGGGUGGGCUUGGGAUUCAGCCCCACAGGAGGCAUGGUCGGGUCCUUGGCUGUGAUUGGUCUGCCCGAUGCACCAGACGGAGACUCCAACCCUGGCAAAUACGAUUUGUUGUCGUACAGUCCCACCACAGCGGAUCUGUCCAGUCAACAAACCCUCAUGGACCACAGCGUGACACAGAAUGAAACUCAUACUGUCCUUACAUUUUCAAAGUACCUGAAAGAGGAUGGAGAAAUAGAAAUUAAUCCUCAAGGCGACAAUUUCAUUUUGGUUGCUACUGGAUCCUCGAAUACAUUUGGUUACCAUGCGUUUCGCGCUUCCGAGUCUCUGACCUUUGAACCUUGUGAAGAGCCUCCAGCCGUCGAUGCCGAUGCGGCCGCCAUGGAUACUGAUGCGGCCGCCGUCGACACGUCGGCUGCUCCCACUGGAUCACCCACCAUUUCCAUGGCGCCGACAACCUCACCCACCAAUGGACCCACAGAAGCUCCAACAGAAAUGAUCAUUCCUGAUACUUCGCCCCCUGGUGAAAUCGUCAAUUGCUCCGAGUUUCAAUCCACCCACGCGUUUGACGAUAUCCCCAUGACGAUCGAAUAUGUGGUCGUCGAGGACGACAGUCCCAAUCUAGGAAUUUUGAGCGCUCGGGUGACAUAUGAAGGGGUUGGGUACGUCGGGAUGGGAUUUUCCAGCGAUGGUCGCAUGGUAGGACCGCAACAUCUUGCAGUAAUCGGAGAGCCAGAUGAACCGGAGGGUCCUUCGAAUCCAGGAAAGCGCAACUUGGCGGGUUUUGACACCACUGCGAACGCCCUCACCGAUCAACAGACGCUGAUGAAUCACUCCAUUUUUCAAAAUGACACCCACACCGUCUUGGAGUUUUCCAAGUACUUGAAAGAGGACGGAGAAAUUGAGAUCAAUCCUUCCGGAACCAACUUUAUCCUGGUGGCGGCAGGAAUAUCCAACGCUUUUGGAUCUCAUAGGUACCGAGCGUCUGUCGGUCUUGUCUUCCAGCCUUGCGUAGAAGGCCAAUUGGCCAGCAAUGUCACAGCAGCUGGAGCCGUCUCGAUUGAAUUUGACGACAAGAAGCGAUUCUUCAAAGUUCAUGGCAUCAUGGCUGCUAUUGCUUGGGGUCUGUUGGCUCCGUUGGCCAUUGCCAAUAGCAUGUGCCGCCACUUGAUUCCCAAACAGGGGCUUUGGUUCGAGGCACACCGCGGAUUCAAUAUUAUGGUGUUUGUGCUGACGGUCAUUGCGUUUGCCGUGGUCGUCAAGGCGCUGGAGGAUACGAGCGGCGGCAAUGCGGACCAUUUCAAACCUCGCGAAGGAGCAUUGGGCAAACAUCACACGAUCGGGUUGGUCGUCUUUAUCUUGGUCAUUGUGCAGUGCAUUGGUGGCAUGAUGCGACCCCACCUUCCUUCUCCCGGUGAGAAACCUUCCGCUAUCCGUGUCAUGUGGGAGUUUGGACACAAGGGUUGUGGAAUUUCGCUCCUGGCCAUGGGUUGGUAUCAGUGCCAUUCGGGGCUCGUCUUGUACGCUCGGCGAUUUACUAAUGAAGAGGAUUACGUCGGUGUCUUUUGGGGUAUCACGGCUACCAUUGCGGCUAUUGGCUUUGCUGGAAAGAUUCACGGAUUGUUGACUCGCAUGCCUGAAUUGCCAGCACAGAAGGCCAACGGUUCCACGGCCAACGAGGAACACGAAACUAUGGAUGCCUGAUCAACUUGUGCUGACCGGCGGGUGGAUUUUCUGCGUCUCCUCCGACAAAAUCACAUCUUUUUCGUGUCGGAACAAUCCACAUGCCAACCGAAAGAGUGGCCUGGGCCCAUAUGACCUCCACCACCCAUGGCACGACAGGCAGUCAUCGCUAAACACCAAACCUUGCAACCUGUCGUAACCACGCCACAGACCACCACGACAUACUCACAUCUUUUUGUUUUGGAACGAUCUCCAUGUCGAACGAAAGAGUAAUAAAUAGAUAGGUUUUUUAGAAAUCAUUCUGCUCGUCGCUAGCUAGCCAGUACCAUAGCGGGUGGU
Molecule: messenger RNA, 2545 nt
Organism: Seminavis robusta
Lineage: Eukaryota; Bacillariophyta; Bacillariophyceae; Naviculales; Naviculaceae
Source: the annotation of a GenBank genome assembly